Molecule: messenger RNA, 540 nt
Organism: Drepanopeziza brunnea f. sp. 'multigermtubi' MB_m1
Lineage: Eukaryota; Fungi; Ascomycota; Leotiomycetes; Helotiales; Drepanopezizaceae
Source: RefSeq, a predicted model, not a curated record
AUGCAUGACAACCGAACCCACCCGCUGCUGGCACAGGUGCCCUUGACCGUCUCCCCAUUCGUCUCUCUCCCGGCAGCAACAAGCCUCCCAUACACCUACCAGACUCUCCCAUCUUCCCUCCCCCCGGCAUCCACUGGACCUCCCUCCGGCGAAGACAAGGCCCAAUACGUCGUCUCUUCCUCCGGCCAUGCAGCCCAUCCAGACGAAAUUGUCGCCUCAUGCAAGGCUCUGCAGGCAUACAUCCAGAAGGUCCAAGACGAUGCUGACCGGGAGUUGAGGCAAUGGGAAGAGUAUAUUGCCGCAAGGGACCUGGCGGAGAAGAGGAGAGUGGCGCCGGGAUGGCUGGACAGCGACUCGAGGAUCCUGGAGCCCGAGAGAAAACCUACCGGCGGGUCAGGAGAGGAGCAGGGGAAUCUGAUGGAUGUUGAUGUAUCAAGUGCUGAGGCAUCAGGCCUACGAAAUGCGCCGGUGGUGGAGAAGAACGGGGUGGGGGAUGAGCUGGAUAGGGCAUUUGGGGGGAUGGGUUUGAGUAAAGAGUAG